Molecule: messenger RNA, 483 nt
Organism: Hydractinia symbiolongicarpus
Lineage: Eukaryota; Metazoa; Cnidaria; Hydrozoa; Anthoathecata; Hydractiniidae
Product: copper transport protein ATOX1-like
Exons: 3
Coding region: 145-357 (70 amino acids)
Biological process (GO): copper ion transport
Cellular component (GO): cytosol
Molecular function (GO): copper chaperone activity; metal ion binding
Source: RefSeq, a predicted model, not a curated record
AUUAGAACAUACAAUUUUUAUAAGUUUUUAGGUUUAAAAUUCCAUUGGUAGAAGGUCCUGUUUUAUAUUACUUGCAUUUUUGACCCAGAGUGAAUCAUUUCUCGCAGCACCCCAGGGAAAGCACACGUUACUGCCUUGACUGAAAUGGCUACUACACAUAAAUUUAAAGUUGAGAUGACAUGUGAAGGUUGUUCUGGGGCUGUAACAAGAGUUUUAAACAAAACAGAAGGAGUUGCAAACUUUCGCGUUGAAUUGCAAGACAAAGAAGUGUUCGUAACGACAGAUCUUCCUGCGGAUAAAAUCCUUCAGGUGUUGCAGAAAACUGGCAAAGAGACAACAUAUGUCGGUACAGUUUAACGAACCUUAAGCACAGUGAUAUUGAUGUCUGGUACAGUAACAUAUUAAGACUAUCAGGAUUAUAUGUAGAAUUUAGGUUUUUGUAGAUAGAAAUAAUAAUAAAAAUACAAAUCUUUUUAUUCAAAA